Messenger RNA from Leishmania braziliensis MHOM/BR/75/M2904, 945 nucleotides. RefSeq lists its product as hypothetical. The record is from RefSeq and is a predicted model, not a curated record. Lineage: Eukaryota; Euglenozoa; Kinetoplastea; Trypanosomatida; Trypanosomatidae. The transcript has a single exon. The coding region runs from base 1 to 945 and encodes 314 amino acids.
AUGUCCCUGCCCGCCGUCACCCCUCUUCUCUUCUCCAUUUCAGUAAUGGAAGCGGAAGCGAUAGCGUGGUACGACUACAUCGUGCCUGAUGUGAUCGCGGACGUGCUCAAGGCGACUGGAGACCGCACCGGAAUGCGCUGGGGUGUCAUGCCGGCUCACCAGUACUGGUUCCAGUCUCCCAAGCUGCACGUGGUGCUCUACGUGGUGGCAGUGGUGUUCUGCGCGGUGCUGCACCGCCAGUCGCGCGGCUUCCGGUCAGCAGCCAUAAGGCGACUCAGCAUGGCUGGACUGGGCCGCUCGUUGAAAUGCCCCAUCAACAAGCUCAUUGCGUACAUGUUGAUGGUGUGCUUGGCGGUGCAGGGCUUCACCAAAGCAUCGCGAGCGAAGCCCUUUGUCCAGCUGGGGUGGCUCCUCAUGCCCUGCCACCUAUUCACAGGGAUGUGGAUCUACGUUUUAAUGCGCGAUAGGCCGCAUCACUACGGGAGCGGUUGCUACCUUGCCUCGCUGUUGGUGGACUGGGUCUGGAGCCCCCUUGGGGCACUAGCGCAUCCCGACUGGGGCGAUCAUCAGUACCUCUGGGAGGGCUACGUGUUUCUCCUGCACCAUGGUGUGCUGCUUCUCCUGCCGCUGUACUUUGUCGCCCGCUACGACACACUGGGGCUUGACUGGGCGCACCUGUGCCACCUCACGUGGGUUUCGACGCUCUUCAACUUCGCCUUUCUGGCCCCCUGCGGGCUUCUGCUCGGACUGAACGUGAACUACCAACUAGCCCCGCCGCGUCUGAGCAGCAGGGCACCUACCGUUGUUAAGACUGCGCUCUACCGCCCGGCACUUAUCCCGGUGUUUGUGGCGCUGUCCAUCAUUGCCAACAUCGUUGUCCGCCUGCUCGGUAGGAUCAUUCGCAAGCUCUUCACCUCUUUUCAGAAGCUCACGAAGUCAGACUGA